UACACGUUUGUAAACACGUGUGGGUGAUCGGGACCGUUGAACUUCUGGGCCACCCUCCGAAUAGGUUUUAGGCCGAAAUCGCAGCGAUUGGAGAAGCCAUGCCGUCCAUUUGUUGCUGGCUGCUCUGGUUUAAUUUCGACCGUUCUCUAACUGUUCCUUGUGUCAGCCAUUGAUGGGAUGGAUACCACAGUCCAAUCCUCCUGCUCUUGAGUAUAUGAGACUAUCCAAGUGGCGGCCCACCGUAUUAACGGUCCCCAUCACUGACUCCUGUAGCAAGGAUGGUGAGAGUCAGUGUCUUGAAUGAUGCUCUCAAGAGCAUGUACAAUGCUGAGAAACGGGGAAAGAGACAAGUCAUGAUUAGGCCUUCGUCGAAAGUGAUUAUUAAGUUCCUGCUGGUCAUGCAGAAGCAUGGUUACAUUGGAGAGUUUGAAUAUGUUGAUGAUCACCGAUCCGGUAAGAUAGUGGUGGAACUUAAUGGAAGACUGAACAAAUGUGGAGUUAUUAGUCCUCGUUUUGAUGUUGGUGUCAAAGAGAUCGAACCCUGGACUGCAAGGUUGCUGCCCUCCAGACAGUUCGGGUAUAUCGUGCUGACGACGUCUGCAGGCAUCAUGGAUCACGAGGAAGCCAGGAGAAAGAAUGUUGGUGGUAAAGUCCUCGGUUUCUUUUACUAGAUAGAGUUUCUCUGAGUUCCAGCGGGUUCCUUGCAUGGUGAAUUUUUGGGAUUCGGUAUAUGGGUUUUCUUCUAUUCUUGUUAUGUAGAUGAGUAGUUGCCUGUCAGAUGCCAUUUUGUUUCAACGUCCAUCUACUUAUCUGGGUCUGUGCUAAGGUGUCAAAGUUUUACUCUCAUGCGUGCAUGGGAGGAUGGUUUUGAUUGGUUUUUGAUCAAUCAGUUAGGCUGUUGUGCUGAAA
Messenger RNA from Magnolia sinica, 909 nucleotides. RefSeq names its product small ribosomal subunit protein uS8. Gene Ontology annotation, biological process: translation. Gene Ontology annotation, molecular function: structural constituent of ribosome. NCBI's taxonomy places the organism in Eukaryota, Viridiplantae, Streptophyta, Magnoliopsida, Magnoliales, Magnoliaceae. The record is from RefSeq and is a predicted model, not a curated record. The transcript has 4 exons. Gene Ontology annotation, cellular component: ribosome; cytosolic small ribosomal subunit. The coding region runs from base 279 to 671 and encodes 130 amino acids.